This is a messenger RNA of Triticum turgidum subsp. durum (durum wheat), 1140 nucleotides long. NCBI's taxonomy places the organism in Eukaryota, Viridiplantae, Streptophyta, Magnoliopsida, Poales, Poaceae. The record is from the annotation of a GenBank genome assembly.
AUGGCCGGCGGCAAGAUCCAGAAGAAGCGCCACGGCGGCGGUGGCGGCGGCGGCGGCGCGCGGCUGCAGGGCGGGAUCCCGUUCGAGAAGUCCAAGGGCCAGCACAUCCUGCGGAACCCGGCGCUCGUGGACUCCAUCAUCGCCAAGGCCGGCCUCAAGCCCACCGACACCGUCCUCGAGAUCGGGCCCGGAACGGGAAAUCUCACCAAGCGGCUGCUCGAGUCCGGCGUCAAGGCCGUUGUCGCCGUCGAGCUCGACCCGCGGAUGGUUCUCGAGCUGAGCCGCCGGUUCCAGGGCCACCCCCUCUCCUCACGCCUCAAGGUUAUCCAAGGGGAUGUUCUGAAAUGUGAUCUUCCAUACUUUGAUAUCUGCGUGGCAAACAUCCCGUACCAGAUAUCAUCCCCCCUUACAUUCAAGCUUCUGUCACACCGUCCGAUCUUCAGGUGUGCUGUGAUCAUGUUUCAACGUGAAUUUGCCAUGAGACUUGUAGCACAGCCUGGAGACACUCUGUACUGCCGUCUGUCAGUGAACGUGCAGCUCUUAUCUCGCGUGUCACAUCUGCUGAAGGUUGGGCGGAAUAACUUCAGGCCUCCACCCAAGGUAGAUUCUUCAGUUGUGCGCAUUGAGCCAAGGAAGCCCCUCCCUCCCGUCAGCUUCAAAGAGUGGGAUGGGCUCGUGAGGAUUUGUUUCAAUCGGAAAAACAAAACCCUGGGCUCCCUUUUCAAGCAGAAGCGCGUUCUUGAGUUGCUAGAGAAGAAUUACAAGACAAUGCAAUCUCUCCAACUUGCCCAAGAAUCUGAAAUGGGCGAGGAGAAGAUGUCACCUGAUGAUGUUGCAGUGCUGGCCAAUAUGGUCGAGGACCUGAGCGUGGAGACCAAUGACGAGAAAGAGGACGACGACAUGGAAAUGGAUGACGCUGAUGCGGCAGACGGCCGUGCUAGCUUCAAAGAAAAGAUUAUGGGUAUAUUGCAGCAGGGUGAUUUUGCAGAGAAGAGGUCUUCCAAGCUGAGCCAAGUUGAUUUCCUGUACCUGCUGUCUCUCUUCAACAAAGCAGCUGUAGUAGAGAACUCAAAUAAUUCCAAGGUAAGAUGUUCAAACGGGGUUGUCUAUGCCUGUUAUCCUUGCAUUUGUAUGGUUUGA